Molecule: messenger RNA, 1819 nt
Organism: Diachasmimorpha longicaudata
Lineage: Eukaryota; Metazoa; Arthropoda; Insecta; Hymenoptera; Braconidae
Product: dnaJ homolog subfamily C member 1-like
Exons: 4
Coding region: 270-1574 (434 amino acids)
Cellular component (GO): endomembrane system
Source: RefSeq, a predicted model, not a curated record
GAAUUUUGUCCUCUUCCAGUGCUUAUCGCAGCUCAACUCGAUUUUCGGGCGAUGUGGCACUACAAUGCAUCGAAAUUCACGUUUAUAACCUCUCCACAUCAUCAACAGUCUUCACUGAAUAACACCAGUGAUCUAUUUCACGUGUAUUCAUCUUCUCUGUGAUAAAAUAAACUCUAAAUUGCUAAUAAAUAAUCUAAAAAGUGUCACACUAGUGUGAACGAAUCAAACUGUCAAAAUUACAAAGAUAUGUUUGUGAUCAAUAACACAAGAUGAAUGUAUUAUUAAACAUAUUUGGUGCUUUAUAUUUUUUGAGCAUUUGCAAUUUAUCGUCUGCCUGGGACAACGAGGAAUUGGAGGUCUUCGAUGUCGUCGAGGAGGUCAAUCAAAAUUUUUAUGAACUCCUGGGAGUGUCACAGGAUGCAAAUGGCACGACAAUCAGAAAAGCAUUCCGUCAAUUAUCUUUACAACUUCAUCCAGACAAGAACGAUGCAGUGGAUGCAGAUGUUAAAUUUAGAAAUCUCGUGUCUGUCUACGAAGUACUGAAGGAUCCAAAUCGUAGAAAGCACUAUGACAAUGUUCUCAUCAAUGGUCUCCCCAACUGGAGAUCAGCUGUGUACUACUACCGUCAUGUCCGGAAGAUGGGAUUGGUGGAGAUGAGUGUGAUCCUCUUCAGUAUCAUCACAAUCGGCCAAUACCUCGUGGCGUGGGCUGCGUACUUUGAAAAGCGUUACACAUACGAGCAAGUACUGGGUAGUAAACUCCAGAAACUCCAGAAAAAAAAUAAAAAGGGAAAGAUGGAGGUGCCAGACUUAGCGGAUAUUCUCCAGAAAAUUCCAACGCCAAGUGUUUACAACACUCUGCCGUUUCAAUUACCCUGCUGGACAUUUUAUUCCAUUGUUGGAAUUCCUUCAACGAUACGAGCAAUUAGGGACGUCAUUGAGGAGAGAAAACGCAGAAAAAAGGAAGAGGAAGAGGCUGCCCUGGCUGAAGAGGAGGAGUCUGAACCUGAGCCAAUCCCAAGGGGUCCAAGAAGACGCAGACAAGGAUUUACACCUCAAGAGCACAGUGGUAACGCCACUGAAACAACUAAGAGAGAAUCCACGAGGCAAAAUCAUGUCCAAGAGAAACCCAGAGCCGCUGGGGGUCUUUGGACUGAUGAUGAUCUUCUCGAGUUGAUAAAACUUGUCAAGAAAUUUCCUGGAGGUACACCAGAUCGGUGGGAGAAAAUCGCUGAUGCCAUGAACAGGACCGUCUACGAAGUGACCCACAUGGCAAAGAAAGUGAAAGACGAGGGGCUUAAACCUAGUCAGUCUUCUGAUGAGCCUCCGAUGGAUUCCCAGCCAAAGAAAGUCAAGACACGAGCAGAAUGUGCUGAGGGAACUGAGUGGAGUCAGGAACAACAGAAGGCACUGGAGUCUGCUUUGCUGAAACAUCCGAAAGGAGCCGCCGGGGAUAGAUGGGAAAAAAUUUCCGCCUGUGUCGAAGGAAAAACAAAGGAGGAGUGCCAAUUGAGAUAUCGACAGUUAGUAGAACUCGUGAAAAAGAAGUCACAGCCGCAGGAGCAGUCCCAAUGAAUCUCCAAAUAUCUCCGUAUGUAAAAAGCAGCAGACUUUUAUUCCAACAAGCUUCCUACGACAUUAUCACAACUCCCAGGACCAAAAAAAAAAACUCAAAGGAUUUUAUCUGAUUAAAAGUCCAUUCAGUCCGAAAGCACUAGAGAAUCAAUAACCCUUCCCUCCCUCGAAAAGCCCAAAAAAUGUUGACGUGUAAAUAAACCCCAAAAUUUUCAUUACCAAUAAACAAAAUGAAUGAAACAAGA